Molecule: messenger RNA, 1979 nt
Organism: Cyclopterus lumpus (lumpfish)
Lineage: Eukaryota; Metazoa; Chordata; Actinopteri; Perciformes; Cyclopteridae
Gene: zp3d.2
Product: zona pellucida glycoprotein 3d tandem duplicate 2
Biological process (GO): positive regulation of acrosome reaction; egg coat formation; binding of sperm to zona pellucida
Cellular component (GO): extracellular matrix
Molecular function (GO): acrosin binding
Source: RefSeq, a predicted model, not a curated record
AUACAUUAAAGGUUUUAGUACAAACACUAUACCUGUUAGGGGCGUGGCCACCUUUGUUACCUCAUUACCACGUGGGUUUUAAAUGGUUUAUAUCAAUUAAAGGUUUUUAGGAACACCUGUUAGGGGCGUGGCCACCCUUGGUUCCUUUACCACGUGCCGUUGAUUCGGCCCCCAACAAGGAAGACGUCAUCAGUGAGGACACUCUUCAGAUAACGUUGAAUGUUAACCGUCAAUGAAAAUGGUUUCCCCCGUUACUGCCUGUUCGUGCUGCAGCUGACGUUUAAAACAAACGAGCCCGGUGAUGAGUACCGUCUACCGGAAGGACUCACCGACCCGUCACCUGCCCGGGUUUUCUGGACUCCCGGCUGCCGGAGAAGGAGCAGUUCUCUCCGUCCAGAGGGCACCCGGACUGGAGCCCGUCCGGGAAGUCCUGCUCCCGGUUCCGGCUAACGGGAGUCCGCCCGAAGGUUCGGCUGUUUCCGUGAGGACUUCGUGCGAGCUCAACCAGAUGCUCGUGCAGGUGCACAGGAGCAUUUUGGGCACCGGUGAACCGGAGCCUCGACUCAAACUGGGGACAUGCCGCCCCAGUAGAUCCACGAGGGAUUACGUUUAUUUUGAAUAUGACGUCAGCAUGUGUGGAACCACACGCGCGGUGAUUAAUAACCAGGUGGCCUAUUCAAAUACGCUACAAUAUGAUCCAUUAAGGCUCCAAGGACCAAUCAGGCGAGCCGUGCUCAGCCUGUCUGUUGCAUGUCAUUAUAACAGGUACCAAUACUCAGAUUACACACCAAAGAUGCCGGUGCGUAAGACCUACACAUCAGUGAAGACCAGAGCAAAGUUUAUUCUGACUCCUCGAAAUGCUCAGUGGGAAAGGCUUUCUCCGUCAGAUCAGUACGCGCUCGGGAGGUCCAUGUACUUUCAGGCCGAAGCUCCGACGAUGCCCCCAAAUGAAAGACUGUACGUGCACUUGUGUUACGCAACUCCAGAGAAUUCCCACACCUCCACACCUCAGUUUCCAGUCGUGCAAAACUUCGGGUGUAUGGUUGAAAGCAAGGACAGUCGCUCCAGAUUCGUCCAAUACAAAAGAAAUGCUGUGAGAUUCUCUAUGGAUUCCUUCUACUUCAUGGGAAUGACCAACCAGCAACUCUUCAUGCACUGCUCCAUGUCUGUGGGCAGCUCUGUCCCCACACCUACGGCAAAGUCCUGCAACUACAACACAAAAACCAGAAGAUGGGUUGAGCUGUACGGACCAGACUCGGUGUGCACCUGCUGCGACUCCAGCUGUAGCUCUGCUGCAUCCACAGUGACCAAAAUAGUCAGCAGUCAGCCGUGGACAAUAGACCCUCAAAUGAAACCCAGCAAAGCCUCAAAAAGGAAGGUGUCCACCGCAGCAGCACCAAAAGAGACGACCAGAGAGGUGUCUGAGUGGACCACGACGUCACAGCCCGGCCCGACCGCAGUGACUCUGACCGGUAAGGUGGAGGCCACCGUGCCGGAGUUCGAGUGGCUGUUCGGAGGCGAAGGAGUGCCGUGGGUUGAGAUGGAGAAGCAGGCGAAGGGCUCUGCUGUUGUGGAGGAGAUGGAGGUCAUAGAACCUCACACAAUAUUUGAUGAAAUCUUUGGUUUUGAUUAAUAAAGCUGCUGUUGGUACGUACAGUGAUGCAUUCAGUCCGGAUGGCUCAUUACAUGACUCCUAAUGAGCUCCAAGCAUUAAUCUAGAGGUUGAGGGUAAGGGGUUAUUUUUCCAAAUGUUAUCUGAAUUAUUACACAAGUAAGAUGGUAGUUGCUGGUAAAAACUCUGAAACUGGAUUGCCUUUUAUUUGUCACUUGCAACAUGAAACCUACAAUCCUCUUUCAAUGAGUAGUUUACUAUUUUGGGAAAUUAGCGUAUUCACUUUCUUUCUGAGGGUUAGAUGAGAAGAUUGACUUCACUUUCAUAUCGGUGUGCUUUAAUAUUAAGCUGCAGCCGCUUAUUUCUA